AUGGGAAGCUUUAUUUUCAAGUGGGAGCAUCCAGCUGAAGAGGUCUUUGUUACUGGAACAUUCGAUAACUGGUCCAAGAGCGAAAAAUUAGUAAAGACUGGGCAAGUCUUCAAGAAAGAUGUUCAACUCGCAAAUGCUAGGGAAAAGAUUUAUUACAAGUUCGUUGUCGACGGUAAUUGGGUUACAGAUCAUACAGCUCCUCAAGAGAACGACGCCUCAGGCAAUCUGAACAACGUCCUCACUAUAGAUAGAAUUGUGAAGCAUACACCUGCGACUGCUGGAAUCAUGUCUGGUGUUGCACCAACCUCGACCACCUCGGAAUUGGCAAAGGAUGUCCCUCUUGAGAAGGAGAAAUCCCCACUCGAAGAACAUGGAUCUUCAGAUUUGCCUGGAGCAUUCCCUGAGACCCCUGCUGCUGUCGAAAGAGGUGACUUCUCUAUAGAUCCCCUACCUGCUGCAGAUGGUGCAGUCAACCCUAUCAAGCUUGCACCAGGAGAGAAAGUUCCAAAUACAAAUUCCUUCACAACCAACAGCAUUACUUCGGGUGUACAUGAUGAUCCCGAGCUUGUCGCCACAUACAAGGCCAAGUCCGAAUCCGAGCCUACAUUUGGUAUCUCGCCACUCCCCGCUUUUGCCGGUGCAGUCAAUCCUAUAAAGGUUGCACCUGGAGAGAAGAUUCCAAAAUCAAGCGAUUUGACCACCAACACCAUCCACUCAGCUGUUCGUACCGACAAGGAAUCGUAUGACAACAGCGGCGCACUUGGCAAUGCUCCCAUCCUUCCUCCAGUUGUCACUCCCCAGGCUGAGCGGGACUUUAAAGGUACCGGAAUUCUUGAUCUGCCUCCUGUUACUAAGAGCUUGAUCCCUGAAUCAAGUUUGCCGAUGGGAGAAGGUGGAGCAGGCACAUUUGAUGUGAACCCAACUAUUCAAUCCGCCGGUCCUCAAAGUACAACAUCGAUCCUUGCCGCCAAAAUCCCACUCGAAUCCACAAAAGUGCCAGAGGUUGUGAAAGAGAGCCAAAGAGAGGCAGGCUUUGCACCCGAGGCCAGCGCAGUUCUAUCUGAAGUGUCCGACAAGAGCGCGGUCGAGAAGGAACUCAAGAGAGAGAUCGAUGUUGCCCCAACAACCUCUGAGGGAGUUGCGGGACAGGGCACAAUAAAGACUGAAAAGAAGGUUACCGCAGGUGAGGCUGCUGCUGCUGUUGGGGCAGCUGCCAUUGCUGUAGGAGGCGCCGCUUAUGCCGCCGCCGCCACAAUACCAAGUAGGCUUCCAGAGAGCGUAUCGAGCAUCCCAAGCAACCUUCCAGAAAGCUUGACGAGCAAGCUCCCAGAGUCUGUUCAACAAUCCAUCAACUCUCUUUCCGCUAAGGGAACCGUUGAUCAAAUCACUGAAAAGGACAUUCCAGAAAGCUUGACCAGCAAAUUCCCAGAAUCUGUUCAACAACCUAUCAACUCUUUCGCUACCACAGGAACUGUUGACCAGACCACUGCAAAAGACACCCCAGAAAUUGUUAGAGAAUCCAUCGCUGGGUCGGGUCAAAGCCCAGAGGCUGCUACUAAUGAAACAGCUGUUCUCGACAAGAAAGCUGUCGAGGAGGAAUUAUUGUCCGGACACAAGUCUGAGACAUGCACCGCUAAGGAUACCCCUGCGGUUGUUAAGGAGUCUAUUGCUGAGUCAGGUCAAAGCCCAGAGGCUGCUGCUAAUGAAGCAGCUGUUCUCGACAAGAAAGCUGUCGAGGAGGAAUUAUUGUCCGGACACAAGUCUGAGACAUGCACCGCUAAGGAUACCCCUGCGGUUGUUAAGAAGUCUAUUGCAGAGUCAGGUCAAAGCCCAGAGGCUGCUGCCAUUGAAGCAGCUGUUCUCGACAAGAAGGCUGUUGAAAAAGAAUUGUUGUCCGAGAUCAAACCCGAGACUUCCACUGGUGAACCUGCACCAAUAAUUGCCUCUGCAAAUGUUAACGAUAUUGAGCCUGUCAAAUCUGCUACUCCUACUGCCCCAGUUGUCACCAGUGGAGUCGCCUCUGUGGAGGUUCCGUCCAUCUCGGCCGCUGCUGCCCCAGCUGUUACAAGUGGAGUAGAGUCCACUAAUAUUCCAACAUUUUCUGGUCCAACACCACCAACAGACACAUACCCAAUCGAUUCCAGGGAUGUUUCGCCACAUACCACUCUCGCCACCGACAACCGGACUGCACCAGUUGUCACCAGUGGAUUGGGCUCUACAACAACUGCAGAAAAGUCAAAUGCUGCUCCAGCUACUCCUGCAAAGGAGAAUGCUGCAGUUUCCCCCGCAAAAUUAUCUGCUGAAUCCGCCACUCCAUCAAGCAGCCAAGUCGCAGAUAGCCCUGCUAAUUCUGCCGCGGCCGACAAGAAAAAGAAGCGUACCAGCUUUUUCGGAAAGUUGAAGGCAAAAUUUCACAAGGAUUAA
This is a messenger RNA of Sclerotinia borealis F-4128, 2424 nucleotides long. The record is from the annotation of a GenBank genome assembly. Lineage: Eukaryota; Fungi; Ascomycota; Leotiomycetes; Helotiales; Sclerotiniaceae.